This is a messenger RNA of Synchytrium microbalum, 588 nucleotides long. RefSeq lists its product as uncharacterized. Bases 1 to 588 code for a protein of 195 amino acids. The transcript has 5 exons. The record is from RefSeq and is a predicted model, not a curated record. NCBI's taxonomy places the organism in Eukaryota, Fungi, Chytridiomycota, Chytridiomycetes, Synchytriales, Synchytriaceae.
AUGGCUUCAUUGGACGAAGAUCUUUCGAAAGACGCGAGGACAGUGACAUUCUUAGCCAAGACUUCUACCGUGUCGUGGCAGAUAUGGAAGGAGACUGAGCCAGAGCUUUAUUGGUACUUGGAAAAACACUAUAAAGCAUACCGAGCAUCGAUAAAGCUCACAGCAGACGAGAAAGUCUAUGUCAUUGAAACCGAAAUGCCCAAUGAUCAGGUUGGGAAAUUCCAGAAGGCUUUUAACGCUGGAUUGAUUGCUACGGAGCUUGAUCGUAUGCAUGGUCUUGAUCCUACUGUUCGACAAAAGGAUGCCAAACUGACCAGAUUGAACGUAACGGCUGGAACAGUGCUGCCUUCCAAUCUCGACAAGAGCUCAAUUACUGCUCUUGAGCAGAGAUUGCUUGAACUCGAGCUACAUGAGAGGGCUCGGUCUAUAGAUAUUCGAGCCAUCAUGGAAAAGAUGCAAACCUUGCAAUUGGAUAUGUUUAAGAAGCUAGAGGCUAUGGAUAAGAAGGUUGAUCAAAAUGCUCAUGAAUUGUCUUGGAAGUGCGAGAAGAGUGAGGCUGCUCUCAAGAAGGUAGAUACGGAAGCUUAA